Zychaea mexicana is the source of this 2539-nucleotide messenger RNA. RefSeq lists its product as uncharacterized. Gene Ontology annotation, biological process: regulation of DNA-templated transcription. Gene Ontology annotation, molecular function: DNA-binding transcription factor activity, RNA polymerase II-specific; zinc ion binding. The transcript is spliced from 5 exons. The record is from RefSeq and is a predicted model, not a curated record. NCBI's taxonomy places the organism in Eukaryota, Fungi, Mucoromycota, Mucoromycetes, Mucorales, Lichtheimiaceae. Bases 31 to 2142 code for a protein of 703 amino acids.
CAUUUUGAUCGAUAUCCGUUUCUUUAAAUUAUGCCACCACGCAAACGAAAUACCCCUUGCAGAGCAUGUAAAAAGAGACAAAAGGGCUGCUUCUGGCGAUCUAGUUCGAACGUUUGCAUUCGUUGUGAGAAAUGGAAUGUUGAUUGCAUCGUUGUCAGUCAGCAAGACGAUCUCGAGCCCGCAGAGGACGACGAUACAAUGCCAAAAGAAUUCGUUGAAAGCUCCUUGGAGUAUUGGCGUAACCAAGUUCGACAACUUGAAACCGAACUCUCGCAGGCUGAAGCAACUGUUAAGCAGUGUCGCAGUAGCAACAACAGCUACAGCAACCGCAGUAGCCCUAUCAGUCACAGCAGCUACAACGAAUUUAGCAGCCUUAGCAACUGUAGCAGUCCUUGCAGCAUUACCAGCCAGAUCAGUGACAAUCAUUGCGAAGAACCUGCCGAGGAGCAUCAGGGGUGGAAAUUGGUAGGCAGGAACGGUCAAGUCAAGCUGCAGACGACGAUCAACACAUUGGAAGAAUUAUUCAUGUACAGCCGUGCGUCGCUUCGAUACCUGUCACCGUUUGACAGUCUCUUUGAAGAUUCAUUCUCGGUCCGUUUUGAAAACAGGUACUUUAUCAGCGCCACUUUUCGUGCUUUCCGGUUCAUGUUUUCGCAAGCAGCCCAACCGAGGCUACUACUGCAAGAAAAUGAGAAGCAAGAAUUACAAGAAGCACCUCUGCCGAUGGAAACUAUACGAGGGUUGAUGGAUCGUCUGGUGCAUUUGUACCUGAAACACGAAAAUAUCAAGCACGGCUUUUUGUAUCAACCCAUGUAUCUUCAACACUACGAAUCGCUCAAAGACCCACUAUCGUGCCCCGUUACGCUUGCCCUUUGUGUUUCUUUUAUCUCAAGCACGCGAAAGCUUGAUGAAGAGUAUUCGUCAGCCGAACGACAACGACUAGCCCAGUUUUUCUUUGGACGGUGCAAGGGUAUCUUGGGGGAUAUGUUUGAUGAUCCAAACCGCAAAUUUGAAACAGUCAUGACUAUCAAUUUUCUGAAGCACUACAUUUGGUUUGUGCUGCUACAGCCUAUGGAAGCUCGUCGCUUGAUUACCAUCGCUUAUCUUUUGUGCAAAGAUUUGGAACACUCAUAUGACGGUGAAGGCGAAAACAACCAUGUUCAACGAGUACUGGUACAGCGUCAUCUUUUACAUAACGAAAGAAUGCUCAACAUGUUCCAUUUUAUGGAUAACGGAAGUGCGUUCAAACCGAUCCUGUCCGUGUAUCAUUUGGAAAAAUUACCAGACGAAGGUGCAACGACUGGCUUGUACAUUGACAUGAGUAACCACCUCUUAAAAAUGGCUGGCGACUUUGUUAUGAAAAUGGUGACAGGUCCAGAGAGGAUGUCUAUCAACAGUAACAGUUUAUCGUUGGAAUCCAUUAUUAAAUGCGACCUGGCAAUCAAAGAAUGGUGGAAAUCGACACCUCCUCAUUUACGUCUAUGCGACAACUUGUACACCGAUAACAUCCAUCUGACAACCGAAUUAGAUUGGAUCAAAGGCGUUAUCUUUUGUUUCGCACACGUCAGCAUCAUGCGAGCUCAUGUAUGCUUGGUCAAACCUGUCUACUCUGACGAUCGUGGCGACGCUAACUUCAGCAAUCUCAGUCCAGAAGUUUUGAAUUCACUACGCGAACAUGCAGCAGAAAUUGUACUACGUUCGUGUGACCUAAUGCUCGACGUUAUGAUCCAGAUGCUAUCAUACCCGGACGACCUACCUUCAAUUGUAAUAUUCGAAUUGAUUUCUCGGUCAAUGUCUGCAUUAGUUACCGUAUCUGGUAACGAUGCAUCUAUGACGAUUUAUCGCAAAUUCUACCAGUGUAUCGAUGCGAUUCGUGCUUUGUUUCCGUCUGACACACUGACGGUCUCAUCCUCAUCAUCCCCGUUGAAUGCAUUGGUAACAUCGCGACAAAACUCGGAUGGCGAUUUCACAGUGUAUCAACAAUACCCUUUACCUGGAUAUGCGCUUUUUGCUGAUAUCCUUAAUAUUUCAUGUGCCCAUUUGCGAUCCCAUUUAGUCAGCACUUCACGUGGAUCCUCCUAUCUUGCCGAGUUUAUAGAGUCUGUGAAUGAUAUUACACCUCCUAAUGCUUCUGCAAACUAGCAUUACAUUAGAUAUUUACUAUUUAUUUUGCAUCCCAUAUUACGAACACACAUCACUCAUCCUCUAUACUACUACACUUUCUCCUUUUACCUUCCAUUAUUUAUUGUUUAUCAUACCAUCUCAAUAAUCUCUGUACAUUAUCGUUUUGAUCUUUGCUCUACCGCAAAGCACAUGCAUAUCACAGCCAUUUGUUUAUAUAAAGAAAACGUAGCUUUUCCUCGCAUCGCGUAUCGGACGGUAUUACUCUGCUUAUGUAGAUGUUUAAUCCUCAAGAAAAAUUAGCCUCUUUAGGUUCAUGUACAACAAGUGCAAUUGCUUGUCGAUACCUAUAAAAAGGCCUUUUUUCCUAUUUUCGACCCGGUUGGGACCGACUCGUAUUUUCGGCGUUACACAGCCA